This is a messenger RNA of Cuculus canorus (common cuckoo), 797 nucleotides long. RefSeq names its product dynein light chain Tctex-type 4 (gene DYNLT4). The transcript has 2 exons. Gene Ontology annotation, biological process: microtubule-based movement. Gene Ontology annotation, molecular function: dynein intermediate chain binding. Lineage: Eukaryota; Metazoa; Chordata; Aves; Cuculiformes; Cuculidae. Bases 165 to 797 code for a protein of 210 amino acids. Gene Ontology annotation, cellular component: cytoplasmic dynein complex; cytoplasm. The record is from RefSeq and is a predicted model, not a curated record.
UGCUCCUCUGACUUGCAGGGCCAAGGUUGGUCCUGGGCAGCAGGGAGGACAACACCAGCCAGAGACAAGUCCCCUGGCCUUGCCCCAGCAGAGCAGGAGAGGGGCUAGGGGCCACCUGUACGGCUGAUCAGUUUUCCCCAGAGUUGGCCCUGCCAGCCCAGGCGAUGGCUGCAGACAACACUGAAGCCCCUCCACUCCGAGCCACCCACCAUGGCUCCCAGCCCCGAGUCCCAGCACGAGGUACUGAGGAAGGCAAAGUGCCAGGACUGCCCUCACGCCGCAGCUCCAUCCUCAGCACCCACCUGGGACCCCUGGCAAGCCGGCGCAGCUCACUGGGGGCAGCCCUGGGGGGCAGGCGCCCCUCCAUCGGCCCCUGGAUGCUCCACAGCCGUGUGAGCUUCUCUGGGCUCCCCCUCUUGCAGCCCAUACUCAAGACCCACCUGGAAAACACUUACAGGAUGCAGCCGGACAAAGGCUGCAAGUUUGACCCAGGGCAGGUGCAGCGGGUGCUGGAAGGAGCCCUGGCUGGGACCUUGGCAACCACAGUCUACAGCGCCCAGGGCAGCACCCUGCUAGCCCAGAGCCUGGCUGAGCUCCUGCGGAACAGGGUGAAGGAGGUGGUACCACCCCGUUACAAGCUGGUCUGCCACGUGUUGCUGGGCCAGCAAGGCCAGCAGAGCCUGCUAGUGGCUAGCCGGGCACUGUGGGACCCAGAGAGCGACAGCUUCGCCUCCACCACCUUCUCCAACACUUCCCUCUUUGCUGUGGCCACUGUGCAUGGGGUCUACUUUGAGUAG